This is a messenger RNA of Mustela erminea (ermine), 3252 nucleotides long. It is a transcript of the gene ORMDL1, whose product is annotated as ORMDL sphingolipid biosynthesis regulator 1. The transcript is spliced from 4 exons. Gene Ontology annotation, cellular component: endoplasmic reticulum membrane. Gene Ontology annotation, biological process: negative regulation of ceramide biosynthetic process; intracellular sphingolipid homeostasis; ceramide metabolic process. Lineage: Eukaryota; Metazoa; Chordata; Mammalia; Carnivora; Mustelidae. Bases 315 to 776 code for a protein of 153 amino acids. The record is from RefSeq and is a predicted model, not a curated record.
UGGCGGGCGGCCGUCCCCGGGGCCGGUGGACGUUCUUCGGGGCCGCUGUGUUUCCUUCGAGGGAGGCUGAGAACCGAGGCAGCGUCGGCAUUCCAGCCCCGGGAACUAAGAUCCCGUCUUCCUGCGACCGUCAUCUCCAAUGCAGUGGAAGGAACAACUCAGAAAAACCGAAGAACUAGAAUUUUAGGGGAGUUGAAGAGUUAGAGGAGGAGAGACUCGUUGUUGUAACUUCCCUGUAUCGUGAGACUGAGAAACCAACCUUCGCCCUUGACCACGCAGGUUUCUCAUCGCCGUGAGUUCUCCCAGGAGCAAACAUGAAUGUUGGAGUUGCCCACAGUGAGGUGAAUCCAAAUACCCGUGUAAUGAACAGCCGGGGUAUGUGGCUAACAUAUGCCUUAGGAGUUGGCUUGCUUCAUAUUGUCCUACUCAGUAUUCCCUUCUUCAGUGUUCCUGUUGCUUGGACCUUAACAAAUGUUAUACAUAAUCUGGGGAUGUAUGUAUUUUUGCAUGCAGUAAAAGGAACACCUUUUGAAACUCCUGACCAGGGUAAAGCAAGGCUCCUAACUCAUUGGGAACAACUGGACUAUGGAGUACAGUUUACAUCUUCACGGAAGUUUUUCACAAUUUCUCCAAUAAUUCUAUAUUUUCUGGCAAGUUUCUAUACGAAGUAUGAUCCAACUCACUUCAUCCUAAACACAGCUUCUCUCCUGACUGUGCUAAUUCCUAAAAUGCCACAGCUUCAUGGUGUUCGGAUCUUUGGAAUUAAUAAGUAUUGAAAUGUUUUGGAAUGGAACAAAAAUGUUUACAGCUACUGAGUUUUCUAUAAGGAAGGAGUGGUUAGGAAACUGCACUGUUUCCAUGAUAAUGUGAAAUGAGAAGUAUUUACAUUGGAGGGCCAGUUGCUGGUUCUUCAUAUGCUGUUUUGAAGGGCAGAUAUUUACUAUAAGAUGCCUCUGUCUAAUGCAUGUGGUGUCUUUCUAAAGAGAGGCUUUACAGGCAGGCUGGGCAGGCCCAGCUUAUAAGUUAAAUGGCUGUAAAGUGAGGGUAUAGUAGAUAAAUCCAAGGAAAGAAGAGAUUUAUAGGAUACUAAGAACACCUUAGCUUAUAAUGAGUGGGCAUUAUGUUAGGAGAAGAAAAUUUCCAAUCAUUCAGUCAGUUUAAGCAGACAUACAUGUAAACCAGAAUCAUCUCUUUACAAGUUUAUUACAGAUCAUUUUUAUUACAAGUUUAUUACAGAUCAUUUUAUAUUCCUCUUGUGUUACAUAAGAGGAUAUUUCCCUCUUGUUUUAUACAAGCCAAUCCCUACUUUAUGAUUGUAAUUUUUUGGUUUUGCUGGCUCGACACUGUAUUGAAGGAUGAGGUCAUUUUUACAUUUAUUAAGUUACUGUGAAGGUCCACCUUCAUGACUGGUGAUAGAAGACAGCCAGGCACCUUAUAAAGAGCCUGAGUCAGACUUCUCAUUUUGGAGCAGAGUGGGUUUUGUUGCCUUUCCAGACACAGGGCUGCUAAUCCAGUGAAGAAAAUAAUUUAUUUCACACAGUUAAAAUAUAUGAUAAGUUAAAGCUCUCUGCUUAUUUAGUUGAUCAAUCUGAUUGUGAAAGACUGCUGUUGUUUAGAAAAGGAAACAAAAUGGACAGCUAUUUAGCCGACCUGUGGUCUGGCAGAAACUGCUUCUCUAGCAGUAGUACCAAAGUAAAUAAUGGAGUCGUCUUUAGCGGGAUUGCAGUAAAAAAAAAAAAAUUUCUUUUCUUACAUUCCCUGCUCUCAACCCCCAUACUUUUCCCAUUAAUGUUUUGCCUUUCAAUACAUGAAUUUUAGUGCAGAUUAACCCAGAGUGGUAACUGUUUCCAAAGCAGCAACCACAUUGAAUUCUUGUGGCUUAGAGACACUUCCGAUAGCUGGCAUUAAUUACAAGAAAUAACUUAUACUGCUUUGAGAAGGACAUAUGUCAAAAACAAAGUUCUGAUACGGGAUAAAACUGAAAAGUCCGGUAAUAUUUGUAAACAAAACUGAGUGAAAAGAGUUAUAGACCAACUGAAAAAUCAGUUUGUUUCAAUAAACUGACUUUUGGGGGCUAAUGAUCAUUAUUUUGUAUUACAGAAGUACCGAGUUUAGAAAUCAGUUGUGUAAUAAUGCUUUUGUAUGUUUGUCUUUUCCCAUGUAUUUUUAAACCAGUAAUCUAUACUUGAAUAAAACUUUUCUUUCAUGUAAGAUUAUUGCAGAUAAUCUCCAAAUUCAGUCAGCAAUGUCACAUUUAUUUUUCAAGGUUUUUUUAAGCAACUAAAUUCUUAAAAUGAAGGUAGUUAAAAAUGUUCCUUUGCUUUUCUUCAUUUUAAAGGCUUACAUUUUUGCACAGACUUCAGAGAUAGAAAUCUACUUCUGUUAAUGCAGGCCUUCUGCUUUUUUCCCCACUUAUCACCCACCUUCAAAGUUUUAAAAAUAUUUAUUCAAUAGAUAUUUAAGGGCCCAGUCUUGUGUAGGUAUUGUUUUAGGUGUUGUGACUAUGGUUUGCGAGCGAGACAGACAAAAUCUUUUCCCUUACAAACUUACGUUCAAAUUGGAGAACAGAUAAUAAAUGAGUCAAAACAUACUAUUUCAUGUAGUGAUAACUGACAUGGAAAAAUAUUAAGCAGGUGAAAAUCAGGAGAGCCUACCUCAGAAAGCCUUCACUAAUGUUCCUAAGGUGAUUUUUGGAUGAGAAAGGCGUGAUAAGCAAGAAGACAAGAGUGGUAAGAAAUGAGGUCAGAGAAAUAGAAAGAGUCAGAUGAUAAGAGGGCUCUAUUGGCCAAAGUAAUAAGCAAAUUUUCUUCUAAGCUUGAUGAAGCCAUUGGAUAGUUUUACAUAGAUUAAAGGGAUCUGAUUUUUUUUUUUUUAAGGGUUACUGGCUAAUGUUGAGAAUAAAGUGUAAAGCAAUAGGAAGCAGGAGGAAUAGUUGGAAAACUACUACAGACAAGAGCUAGCUCCGACUAGGAAAAUGGCUGAUGAAGUGGUGAGAAGUGAUCAAAUUUGGGAUAUGCUUUUUGGUCUUAACACCAGGAUGAAUGGUUGUGUUAAAUAUGGUAGCUUACCAAUUUCAUAAGUUUGUAUCGUUUUAUGUUAAAAAAAAAAAACUUUUUUUUUUUAAAACAAAAUCUGUAAUGACUGUGACUAUUAUUUGGAACAAAACUAAUUAUUGUGCUGUAAUUGUUCCUAAUUUCAAGUCAGGAAACAAUGGCAGUUUCUAAAUAUACAUGAGUUCAGAACUACCACUAA